GGCGGACUCCUCGUUAACUUUGGUUCUCACCACAGCAGGCUAGGGUUAGGGUUUUGCGAGUCGUUCCCAGAGCUUUCAUUGCGAUCUCCGCCGCCAGCGAAGAUGGGUCACUCCAACGUCUGGAACUCCCAUCCCAAGAACUAUGGCCCUGGAUCUAGGGCUUGCCGUGUUUGUGGCAAUCCGCAUGGUUUGAUUCGGAAGUACGGGCUCAUGUGUUGCAGGCAGUGCUUCCGCAGCAAUGCCAAGGAUAUUGGCUUCAUCAAGUAUCGUUAAAAAGGAAGAAAGCAUGCUCUAGACAGGCGAUAGAGGAAGAAGACUUGUGGACAUGAUUUCCCCUUUUAUUGCUUUUUAGUUUCUAAAGUAGGGCAGUUAUUGAAGACAUAUGAGCUCUUCGAAAGAAAUUGUUGAAGUUUGUUUCUCGUUCUUCUGGAUUUUGUAGAAUAUGUACUGAAUUUUCAUUCAGAUGUGAGAAUUCUUCUUUCUAAAUUCAGAUGUUGCAUGCAUUUUGUGUU
Messenger RNA from Phoenix dactylifera (date palm), 512 nucleotides. Its product is annotated as small ribosomal subunit protein uS14. Gene Ontology annotation, biological process: cytoplasmic translation. Gene Ontology annotation, cellular component: ribosome; cytosolic small ribosomal subunit. The record is from RefSeq and is a predicted model, not a curated record. Lineage: Eukaryota; Viridiplantae; Streptophyta; Magnoliopsida; Arecales; Arecaceae. Gene Ontology annotation, molecular function: structural constituent of ribosome; zinc ion binding.